Messenger RNA from Cladocopium goreaui, 725 nucleotides. The record is from the annotation of a GenBank genome assembly. NCBI's taxonomy places the organism in Eukaryota, Dinophyceae, Suessiales, Symbiodiniaceae.
AGGGCUUAGAGUCAGGACCGCGACCGGCGUUCCUGGCAAAAUUCGCUCCCAUCUUGGACGAGCUGCAGGACGACAGUUCGAUCGUGCAAGGGAGUUGUUGCUGGGCACAGAUGAGGAAUGGCAACAAACAUGUCGGUGAAAAGCUUCGGAUGAAGGGCCUGCCAGCCAUUUCAUACUGGGACAGGGCUGAACUGACAACUUUAGCCACAUCAGAGCGGCCGUGGAUGGAUUUCAACCCCUUGCGCAGCGAGCCGCAUGCAGUACAGGCUUUGCAGCACCAGUGGGCGAAUCUGAGAUUCAUUAGGUAUGCCUUGAAUGGCGCCGACGAUGUUUGCAAGUUUCAGAAAUGGAGAGGCUGCACAGAAGAUCACCGUUCCAUCACCAUGGGAAGACCUGGCUUUACCAAGCAGGUGAUUGAUGGUGCCAGAAGACAAAGGACAGCCUGAGAUGUCGGAGGUCAAGCAAAAGGAACUUCCAGCACAGUGAAGUCAGAAAUGUGCGAUGUUUGUUGUGAAACAGAUCCUGAAAUUCCUUUGCAACACAGGAUACUUUAUUGUCGGUCCUGAACUUCCAGACAUCUCUUCUACUUCUGUGCGAAAGGCGCUCCAAGAGGAACACGGAAAACCUCCAGAGGAAGCUCUGGAACGACUGACGGGCCUUCUUCAUCCAAGAGUGGCUGCGUGGCUCCUGAGAUCAGAGAUUUAUGCGCCGCGAAUGUGUUGAAA